AAUAUAAUUCCGUAAAACAGGCGGUGAGGAGAGAGAAGAUGUUUUUAGGAAAAUAGAAAGAAAAGAGGUUCACAGUUUUUGUACAGCCUCAUCCAUCUUCUUUCCCCACCUAUCCCCAAACCGCUUCCUCAAAAUUCCUUUCAUCUCACCAAGACCCUUUUGCUUAGCCUUCUUAAUCGGAUUCUCUUCUAUUUUGUUCAGCUUUUUAAUUUAUUUUUCAUAAUUAUCUUACAUACUUUUUUUCAUCAACAAAGAUCAACACAAGAUUACCGUUUUUUUUUUUUUUUUUUUUUGGGUGUAAAUUAAGGUAGGAGUAAACCAAGUUGUAGGUUGUGUUUGCCAGUAAAUUAUGGGAUUGAACGAUGUGGAUCUUACGGAUGACGGCGACGGAGGAGGAGGAGGAGGAGAUGUUGGUGGAGGAGAAGAUAAGGCAUCGGCGGUUUCGUGUUCGAUUUGUCUUGAAGCUGUAACCGACAAUGGGGAUAGAUCCUGGUCUAAGCUCCAAUGUGGACAUCAAUUUCAUCUUGAUUGCAUUGGUUCUGCCUUUAACAUCAAGGGGCAAAUGCAGUGUCCCAACUGUCGAAAAAUUGAGAAGGGUCAAUGGCUAUAUGCAAGUGGUUGCCGUCCCCUACCGGAUUUCAACAUGGAAGAUUGGGCCCAUGAUGAAGACCUAUAUGAUCUGAGCUACACUGAAAUGUCAUUUGGAGUUCACUGGUGUCCGUUUAGUGGAUUGACUCGACUACCAUCUUCUUAUGACGAAGGGGAGCUUUCAUCUAGUGCAUAUCACGAUCUUCUUGGUCAGCAUGCUAUAUUUGCUGAUCACACGGCUGUAUCAUCUGCUGCUCAUCCAUGCCCAUAUAUUGCCUAUGUUGGAAUUCACCCAUCAUCCUCAAAUUCGAGUGGAAGUAUCAAUGAUGGUCCUAAUUUUAACAAUCACUGGACUAGUCCAUCUGUUCCCAACGAGAUGCCUGCUUCUUAUGCUUUCCCAGGAAUGGAUGUGCAUUAUCAUAGUUGGGACCAUCAUUCUUCUUUCCCUAUGGCAAACAGUCGUGUUGGUACUGCUGAUCAGUCCUCGGUUCCCUCUGUUACUCAGAGAGUUGCCAGAACCAAUGCUGAUAUCCCAAGACCAGGAUCUUUUGUCCCUCCAUUCCUUGUUGGUCACGGUUCUGCUGCCAGAGCUGGGAGUUCAGUUGCCUCACCAAUGAUACCUCCUUAUCCUGGAAGCGUAGCUCGGGCUCGUGACCGUGUUCAAGCUCUUCAAGCAUAUUUUCAGCAACCAAGUAAUUCACCAGCUGUACGCACUCCUGUUAUGUCUGCUACUCGACGAUCCAACAAUCACAGAGGGUUGGCUCAAGUGGGGCCGGCUGCCUCAUCAUCUGAUCAGGCUGGUGGCUUCUACUUCUAUCCUUCAAGUUCUUCAGGAAGAAAUUUCCAAGAAGCAGAAAAUCCAGUAUCAAACAGAUAUCAUGCUUGGGAACGGGAACACUUGCCCGCCUUCCCCUUGAGUCAGGUUGACAGAGAUCCUAUUUGGGGGCCAUUUCAUCACACAGGUGUUGGAUCUGAUAGUGGUAGCCGAUCUGGCAGCUUCCGCCCAAGGCAUGGGUCUGAGAGGAUGCCGUCCCAGAACCGGUCAUGAACUUGUUGUGCUGUUUUGAUGAGAACUGUGAUUACUAUGAAUGAACCCAAUUUAUGUAUGUUUUGAGAAAACGAUCUAUAAUGGUUGGAGUCUUGUCAAUUUGGCAGGUUCAAAACUGUUUUGUGGCCAUGAAAAGUGAUCCCUUUCUGAUGGCCAUGAGUUGUGUGAUGGGACUGUGGCGUCCUCUUGUUUCUGUGCUGUGGGGUAUAAAUAACAUCACAAUGUUAAUGGCAAAGUUCAAGUUAGUGAUUUGCCUCUUU
Solanum verrucosum is the source of this 1896-nucleotide messenger RNA. Its product is annotated as E3 ubiquitin-protein ligase RFI2. The coding region runs from base 350 to 1636 and encodes 428 amino acids. The transcript is spliced from 6 exons. Gene Ontology annotation, molecular function: ubiquitin-protein transferase activity. The record is from RefSeq and is a predicted model, not a curated record. Lineage: Eukaryota; Viridiplantae; Streptophyta; Magnoliopsida; Solanales; Solanaceae.